This is a messenger RNA of Bipolaris maydis ATCC 48331, 714 nucleotides long. RefSeq lists its product as uncharacterized. The record is from RefSeq and is a predicted model, not a curated record. NCBI's taxonomy places the organism in Eukaryota, Fungi, Ascomycota, Dothideomycetes, Pleosporales, Pleosporaceae.
AUGCCUACAAGUUCGUAUAUACAACUAAACCAGUCCUUUGACGAUGAUGAACACCCGAUGUUGCUGGACAAAGAGCGCUUCAUACCCCACCAACUCAAAUGGCUAUAUCACCUCAAAGAGAGUUGGAAAAACUACACGUUGGCGGUUAGCCUUGUCAUAAUCACAGCGCUUGUCUCAGCGCUAGCCAUCCAAACACGAUAUACCCAGUGCAAACCAGACCUUGACACUUCAGGGUACUUAUGCGCACCGUCUGGAACGCACCCUUCCGUCGCUCAUCAGCGAGGCUGUGAAUAUAAUUGGAUGUCGUUUCACUGGCUACCCAAGGAUCGCUUUAACGCCGAAAACAGGGCUCUGAUACGAGAAUUCGAGGAGCUUGGACCCUGGCAUCGGUUUUCAGAUGCAGAGGGAACUCAGGUGAUGAGCGCCGAGGAAACCAUCCUAUCGACUAGGUUCUGGCUGACCAAACGAGAACACCUUCACCACUGCCAGUUCUCUCUGCGACAAGCGUACCUCUUUAUGGCUCGCGGCCAGGACCCAGCGUUCAACUACACACACAUCGUACACUGUUCACAGGCCCUGAUAGACGCCAUCUAUGAAAGUCCUCCGCCGGACAUGGAUACGCCAAUCAUUAAGGUUAUUCCGUUUCCAAAACAUCCAGAGAUUGUAAGUGACUCAGAUUUGCAUGAUAGGCGCUCUUUUACUGACACAGGAUAA